Messenger RNA from Orussus abietinus, 11562 nucleotides. Its product is annotated as Kv channel-interacting protein 1. The transcript has 7 exons. Lineage: Eukaryota; Metazoa; Arthropoda; Insecta; Hymenoptera; Orussidae. The record is from RefSeq and is a predicted model, not a curated record. Bases 639 to 1265 code for a protein of 208 amino acids. Gene Ontology annotation, molecular function: calcium ion binding.
CAGUGGUGGUCACUCGUCGUGGUCGCCCGUGGUCACUCGUCGCGGCGGCCCAGUCACGGCCGGUCACAGGGUCGCGCGCCGCUGCUGCCGCUGCCGUCGUCGGCAGUCCGAGCCGCGAGACCGUCGCGAGGUCCCGAGCCCCGCCACGAGCGUCGCCCUCCGGAGGAACGUCGUCGCGGGCGCGCACACGCGCCAGCCAUGCCGGCGAGAGAGCGUCCGACUGCCCGCAGCAUCCACGCCGGCGUUGACGCGUGCAUCUCGGUCACGGCCAAUGCGGACGAAUUCCCGAUCGUAAAAUUCCGCGGCUAGUAAACAAACCUCGUCGAUUCCCGAGGCUCCUGAAAUAUUCGUACCACCGGAGGCGGCGCAGUCGUAAACAUGGCGGGCUUUCGCAAAGUGGCGGAAAAAGUCUAGCGGAGGAAAAGUCUACGCGACGCUUCGACGGUGGUUUACACCGCGAACUCGUGUUUUCGGAUCGGAAGAACGUGCGCGAGCCGCCGAUGUGAACGGGCAUCGAUUUCCGGUAGAAGUUUGGUUCGGGGGAAGUCGUCUCGCGCGCGUCGUCCUUCCGGCGCCGGUCGGAAGAAUGCGCGGGAAAGCGGUCCCGAUUUGAAUCUCGGCCGAGAGCCUCGUGAGCCAUGGCGACGCCGCCCGACUCGCCGGGCCCGGAAGAGGCGCUCUUCGACUUCGAGAGCUCGAGGGCGCGCACACAGACCACCAGGCCGGUGGCCCUCGAGGAGCUCCUGAGGCAGACCAAGUUCUCCAGGCAAGAAAUCCGCGUCAUGUACCGCGGCUUCAAACAGGAGUGUCCCGAAGGCGUAGUCCACGAAGACUCUUUCAAAGACAUUUAUGCGAAAUUCUUCCCACAUGGCAACUCCAGCCUCUAUGCCCACUACGUGUUCAAGGCCUUCGACGUAAACUGCAACGGGGCCAUCAGUUUCAGGGAUCUGCUGGUGACCUUAUCGACCCUCCUGAGGGGUAGCAUUUACGAGAAGCUGAGAUGGACGUUCAAACUAUACGACAUUAAUGGCGACGGGUGCAUUACGAGAGGAGAACUGGGUGAAGUGGUCACUGCCGUGCACGAAUUGAUGGGUCGAAAACACCAUGCCGAUGAAGAGAGGAAAGCAAGGGAUCAAUUGGACAGGGUCUUCCGGAAGCUCGAUCUCAAUCAAGAUGGGGUUAUCACGAUCGAAGAGUUCAUCGAAAGUUGCCUCAAGGACGACGUGAUUACCCGAUCGCUAGCAAUGUUCGAUUGCGCACUCUGAUCUCCGGCCAGGGAGAAUCCCUCGCAAACACGUACAACAGUGAGCCCGACACCGGAAGUGACACCAGAAGCAACACCAGAAACAACACCCACGACAGCAUCGUUGACCUCCAGUCUCUCGCAAUCCUUGUCACCAUCGCCUCCACCGCCAUGUUACUCUCUGUUGCCACCGGUACCGCUACCACCCCCAGGAUAUACAACCCAAGAUCAUCAGCUGUAUCGAAUGCUAGCAGCUCACUGGUGGGAUCAACCAGACACGCCACUAUUUUGCUGAGCCUUCUCGUUUUGAAAUGUCCCCAAGAAAUGUUCGUAUCGAGUACGUGACCAUAGGACCAGGAGCGAUGUUCAACUUCGCACUCCACUCUUUGGCCAAGAACAACGAUAUACGUGUUGCGACGAACCCAACACUGGAAGUAACAUUAGAAACAACAACCACGUCAUGACCUUCGAUCUCACGAUCCUAUUCACCAUCGCCUCCACCGUCAUGCUACUUUGUAUUACCAUCAGUGCCACUACCAGGAUGUAUGAUUCGAGAUCAUCCCAUAUACCGUGUUGUGGCAGUUCACUGGUGGGAUCAGCCAGACACGCCACUAUUUUGUUGAAGAGAACCCAUCUGAAAUUUCCCCAAGAAAUGUUACCAUGGACGUGAUCAUGAGCUCUACACUUGGUACUCACCGACAAUAGAUUUUCACGGGCCGCGAGUGGAGCCAUUCAACAUCGAUUGUCAAUACGCGGACAUUGAAUGGUAAAUCAAUUCAUUGGCCGCAGACAAGCUGCUACAUUCAAGCUGAAAAUAUGGCCCAGGUCAAGCACAAAGACUCAAAGAACUUUAAAGGAAAUUAAAAUGCGAUGGAAUAGACGAAAAACCAUUGAUAAAAAAAUAAAACUGUUGAUGCAACCGAAUCAUUGCUUGUACGGAAACAAUUCACUGCGCCGAUAUAAUAAGUACCCGAGAACCGGUGCCCCCACUCUGUCAAAUAGGGUUAAACAGGAUAAAAGUAAGACUACAUCCCCGAUUUUUAUUUAACUAAAUUCCCUUUCCAUGCUUAUCUAAACAUGAAUUUCUAUCAAUUCGUCAAGUGACACUUUCCAACGAGUGGUUUCGCAGUUUCCAGUGCGACCAUCGGCCAUCGAUUGCGAACCAACGGAUGGUCGCUUCAACGAUGGCUCAAUUAUUGGUCGCCGAAGAGCCACUAAUUGACGCGGAUUGAAAAUCCAACCAAUGUCAAUGGGAAAAAAAAAAAAUGAUGGACGAGGGGGAGGAAGGAGCGAAACCGACAAAAAAGGGAAAUAAAGGGGUAGAAAAAUGGUUGAACGAGGCGACGAGAGAAGAGAAAUGAGAUCACUCGGGUUCGAGUUGGAAGAAACGACGGACUUGAGUAAUCACGUGCCAAAUCAUUGUACAAGUCGAGGUCGAUGCCUGUCGAAACGACAAGAUCGGACGAAAUCCGGUUAAAAUAGAACCAUUGAGCCACACUUAAAUACGACUCGAAAGCCAAGGUCGUCCCAUGGAUCCAUGAAAAAAAGAAUGGUGGAAAUCGUUCCGGGGGUGAAGCUCAAGAUGUAAAGAGAAAAGAAGAUGGCGGUCAUCUUGCCCUGUUAGCGAUGACGUGUUAUAAAGAGAAAUAAUAAAAAUUUGAACUACAUACAUAGUAACUGUUCCUAUCAUUUGCAAUUAUAAUGUCCUUAAAAACAGUAUACAACACAAUUUCACGAUCUUUAUACAUUUUAGCCCGCGCUUUAUCAUACGUCAAAAAAGACGCCGUACGUCCUUUGGCUUCUGUUCGCGACACAAGAUCGUGUAGGUGGAGUUAGCUGGUAAAAUGGCUUACGUCUCGAGCUUCGGUCUUCUCGUCUAAAAUCGCACUUUAUGUUUUACCGAUCUCUUCAUAGAUCCAUGGAUCGUCUUAACCGGAAGAGCCCUCGGAAGCCAGGGCCGUCGUAACCGGGAGAGCCCGCUCGACCAAUGGCGGUUCUUCGACUUCCUGCGUCGCGGUCGGCUAAGUCGUUACGGAUAAUAAGGCGGUUAUAGUCAUAAGGACGUCGGAAUAUCGUUAAGUAACUAGCGAGAUAUUGAUAGGACUAGCGCUAAGCGAUUACCGAAAAUCUUCCAAAAGCAGGGUGCCCAGUGCUGGUCGGAAGCACUGCCGCCGGUAGAAUAAGGCAGCCAUUUAUCGAGGAAAUUGUUAAGUUUAUAGGAUUAGUAGACAAUGGCGGUGGUAAGAAUGUUGUUAUUUGAGAAUAAGCUUUAACUUCAUUAGCUCGUAUAUCUUACGAUAAAGCAAUAAAAUUAAGUACGAGCGAUCGGCGUAAGUCAUUGAUUCGCAAUGAAUCAAUCGUUCGUUCCUUCUCUUGCGACCGCUAAUUUUAUACAUUUAAUGUUGCUUUCGGGGCGAAAGCGUAAGAAAUGGGUGGGAUUGCGCGAGAAGUAAAACGGGAAAAAGGAAGGAUGAGAAGGUUAAGGAUGAAAGCUCCUGGGAAUUUAAGCCAUGCCGUUAAGACUUAGUCUAGGUAAUUUAGGAUCUGUUUCCUUGAACUGGGAACGCGAAACCUGAAAAGAGUUGAAUGCUCCCCGUUGAAUGAAUAGCGUAAAUACUGUUAAAGCUAUCGUGAAAGAAUCGAAAAGUCAUAGGAAAGGCUUUCACUACAAUUUCCGAGCACCUUUUAUAAACGUUUCCUUCGUUCCUUCGCGCCAUAAAUAUUGACUAACCAUUUAUUUUACCUGCAUACUCUAAUAAUUAAUUAAUAUACAUGAAAUCCUUAACUUUUUUCGUCUACUAAAGUCCCUGCGUGUCAGCAUCGGAUUAUCGUAAUCUUUACGUUUCCGUUUCAUGCUAGAAAAAUUAAAAAAAAAAGGUGUAUAGGGGGAAAGAUGUAUAGAUAUACUUUAUAGCACAUAUCUCAACAGGUUUUCGCAACUUUUCUCAGGUUGUUGCAUUCUCACUCUCUUGUACAGACGGAUGAAUAAUCGGGUAGAUGAUCGAUUUUUUAAGACUCUAGCGAUUAGCGUAAACAUUAGAUUAAUAAGCGCGCAAUCGGAUCACUGAAUUAAGGGGGCGGAUGAAUUUAUCAGUUGAUGACAAUGAAACACCAAUGCGAUAUAAUUUACGUGUAAUCUAAGACAGUAUGCAUACGAUACUUCCUGUACUAAAUGGUACCUAGGAACUGAGUGAAAAGCAACAUUUUCUACGAUUCUCCUAAUCGUUGCAUAUUUCAUGCGACUAAGGUAAAUACUAAUUGGCAGGAAAAAGGAUGUAAUAACGAUAUCGUAUUUAUUGUUUCCAUGGUAUAAUGUCGACUUACAGAGGUGAUCGUACUGGCAUGUGAUGUGUGAACUGGGCCCUUUCAAACUGACCGGAAAACAAAUAAAUGUCCUCCAUAAAGAAAUGAAAACAAGCUGUUACAUGGUAUGUUAGUAUCAUAUGUUCCUCCUAAUAAUUUAUUUCUCGUUAAAAUUACAUAAAAAGUACGCGUGUACGUAUAUCGAUUUCGGCACAUUAAACGAAUCAAUGUAUGCCAAUACUCUGAAUAAGCGCAACCACGGUUCCUUAGGGAGGAACGUGUAAUGCUAAUGUACUGGUACAUUGAAUGGUACUGCAGGAAGCAUUUUGUUUAUACUAAUUGAGCCGUUUAUGUUUUAUUUAAUAUGUUAGUUAAAGGAAUUCAAAAGUUCAUUUACGAAAUUGACUAUUGAAAAUCGAGCGACUGACCGUACCGAGAUUCAUUAUAAAUUGCUUUAAUUAAAUCAUUCUAAUAUGCAUGUAACAAUCCCUCCACUUGUUAAUUUUGUAGAAUUAACCGGCAAGUUUUUGCAUCGAUAGCUAUCAGCCACACUAAUUUAUUACUUUGACAAUCCCAAUCAAUAUAGGUUAAUUAAUUGAAAAUUGGAAAUGCGCGUAUAAAAAUCAUGAAAGUGCGGCUUCAUUAUAUAAAUUUUCUGAUCGUUUACGUGAACAAUUUUCAAAUUGUUAUAUAGUCACAUGUGUUAUGUCACUGAAGGUAGAUUACUUUGACUUUUUCUUUAAUUAGAGGAGAACAAUUGAAACAAUCUGCCAUACAUAGACAGUUUUAACAGCAAAUCAAUAAUCCGUGAGAACAUUUAUCUGCCUAUUUCAUUGACUUUAUUUAAGCUCUAAUGCAAAUCACAUAAUCAUCACUGAAUACAUAAAUAACCUAUCUAGUUAUGAUGAUCUAUUUACGAAAUAGAGAAUUUUGAAAACACUUUUCAUCCUUAAGUUUGGAAUAAUAAAUACCUUUAAAAUAUUCCUCUUUCAACCAAGAUGUUUAAAAUUUCACUGAAAAACACAUUACUGAAACGAUUCCUAGUUAAAGCACUAUCACGCUAUAAUAUAUUCCAUAUUCUUUUGAUUUUUCUCUUCUGCUACUUUGUCGAAAAAACCCUUUAAACAAUGUAAGUUGGAAAUAAUAAACACUAACAUUUCUCGCCUUUGUCGUGCCGAAAUAACGGAAAUAAAAUACUUAUAUAAGCAUUUAACACGCGAAUAAGUAUCACGCAAAUAACAAAUAAAUAUUAUAAUUGUAACAAUACUCACCGAGUAAUUCACGUUUCACGGUAUGGACAUCGAUAGUAUCGAUUCGUUCGAUGCAAUUUCUCACCAAUGAAUCCCGAAAAUAACAUAAUGUAUUUGAUAAUAUCAGUUAUUUCAUAUAAGCUGGAUAUGCAUAAACAACCAGGAAGCUAAAGUUCGCAAUUUCAUAAAAUUCAUGACAACAUAACCGUCGUGAAUACAAAUGUCUUCAGUGAGAUCAACACAAAUUACGUUGCUAGGACGCCGAAUACUCGUUUCCAUAACGACCGAUUCAAUAGUUAAUAGCUUUGCAGCUAAGAAUGCAUUUCAAACUCAUAUUUAAUGCAUAAACGUAUACUCUAUGGAUCCCGCACAUUAAUCUAUCUUUGAAGACAUCAAUACUGACAGAGAGAAGAAGAAAAACUGAAACUGGUUGACGGUUUAUACAUCUGUCUGUGUUUUACGAAUAAUAUUUAUUAAAACAACCUGCAACUCUCACUUAGCUUCGCCUAAAUAUAACCAAAACUUUAUCUUAAUAUUUGGUAAACCGUGAAAAAAUAUUAAGCAUAGCAUCCAUCGACUUCUUACCUCAAUCUGCCUACAACGUCAAUUCUUAACAUUCUGUAAAUGAAAUUGAACCGUUCAUUUUCAUUUCUUUUUUUACACGCAUGUUUCACUUUUCACAGAGCGGAAGGAAGGCUACAUUGCACACUUAUAUGAUAUGCACCAGUUUCCAGUAAGAUGACAAAUUGUUUAAGACUGAAUUAACAUCUUGUAGAUCAUUAUAUUCAUUAAUAGUCCACUCGCACUGAACCCGAGACGAUCAGUCAUUCGAAGUUAUUAAGAAAUUUAAUUUUAUUAGAAUUUCUGAAAUACUUGUAUACAUGUCCCAAAUAAACACAUGAUCUCAAGUGUAUAAUGUUUAUGUAACAGAUAUACACAUUGUCAAGUAUGUUAACAAAUUUAAAGAAAAAUAAGAGUAAUAUAACAAGUAACGCGCGGACACGUAACAUCUAUGUGAAAUGUUGGUCGUAAUACAUAACAGUGAGCUUAUAACAAGAAAUGUAUAUAAGAUUGAAAUGCGUACGCCCGAAGAUUGUGCUAUGAAAGAAAUUCCUAAAACCUUACUAAAAUUAUGUAUUCAAAAUCGGAACACCUAAAAAUAAAAAUUCUGCAAAUUGAUGACCAGCAUAUACCGCUUAAGAUAACGUAAAAAUAUAAUGACUCAACUUUGAUUUAAACAAUACUUGUAAUUACCGAGAUAUGAUCACAGUCUCAAUUCAUUAUACUAAACGAUAUAUAUGGUUAUCAAAUAUGCACAACUUUGAUUUUUGGAUGUUACAAUUUUCUUGACAGGCAGUAUAAUUUAAACAAUACUACUGCACUUAAACUCCUCAAAACACGACACGACAGUGAAAUGUGUUCAUAAUGAACACAAAUAUUAAUUUUGACCUGAAUGGAAAGAGAUCUUUAAUAUAAACAGAAGUUUGCCUUUAACAAUCAAAUUGCAACGCACUUUGCAAUCACCGCUAUUCAGAUUUUGUUUUACAUUUAUAUACGUGAACUAAUUACAAACUUUUCCUGCCUUGUCUAUAAAAGCUGCACGAAAAAGCUGAAAGUUUAAUUAUUAUUCUGGACAGGAAGAAGGGAAUUGUCUCUGGCGAAACUCUGGAACAGAGUGGUUGUUAAUUCCGGACUCUUAUCAAAGUUGGCUCUUUUAAAGUUGGCUCGGCUUUACAGACUGGGCAGAAAUUGAUAUGCAGCACACACAAAUGCAUUCUUACAAUCAAAUUAUCGGUAUCACUUUUAUUGUAUAUCAAUACCAGCAUAAAUAGUUUAACGAAAGAAGUUUACUUAGUUAAUUUAUGACUGUAUCUCUUGUUACCUACAGUAUACAACCAGGUUAAUGGCAUUCGAAAUUGUUUGGCAAACAAUUUAUUAACAAUUUCUUGGCUCUUGAAUAGCACACAGUGAGCUCACAAGUAAAUCGAAUGUAAUAAUCACGUCUUCGAAAAUUACAGAUAUUAAAUUACUCUUAUUUUAAAUGAUAUAUUUUUAACAUAACUGAUACAUAAAUGUUGUAUAAGAUCUUACGUUUUCUGGGCAUCUACAAAUACAUGAAUCGACCACAGCAACGAUAUCAAACUUUUUAUUUGCAAUAAAAAGUUUACAACAAAAUUAAUGAUAAGAGACAUACUUACGUAUCUCUCACAAAUCAUUCUGAAAGGACGAAUGAAAGAAAUAAAGAAAAGAAAAUCCGCUUAUAAGAAAAUAAUAUUAAUAAUGUUGUCUAAGAGUGAACGUACAGUAUUUUUCUUUUUUUUUCUUCAAGAUCGGAAAAAAACGUGUAAUCUCUAUCACGUCAAUCAACGACACUUGUGCGCGAUUAGGUCCAUCCUUGAAAGCGAACCUCGAAAUACGACUAUAGCCGUUUAAGGAAAAUAAAAGUAGGGAUUAGAGUGUAAGCGAGAGAUCAUUUGAGAAGUGCGUGACAUUACAUAUGUUCAAUAGAUUUCGAUUUUUCUUUUCGGGAAGCCCGACAUAGGCAACCGAAAAAUUUCCUAACAAUAGCGAUAGCCGAUGAAACUUUACAGUGUAAGAAGAAUUCCACUAAAUCAUAACUAGCAUAAUGAAGGGAAAAUGCUCUAGAUAAUUAACUAUUUAUAAGGGAUAAGUCAAACCUUAGUCAAUUCAUUAAUAUUAGGAAUUAAUUAAACGUAAUAACUCCUAUUUCACCCAUUUGAGCAGGGGGACGGCGAAGUAUGAUCCCAGUUAGAAUAUCUUUCCAAAGUUUAUUUAUUCUCAUAACGAAAUUGGUUUCCUUUCACAUGGAAAGGUUCAAGUAAACAAAAUACUCAUUUCAUCUUUGAUUAAAAUGAUAUUUUUAAGCCUAGAUUUCGGAGAUGUUCCCGUACCAGUGAGUUAAAAAAGAAUUUUUAACCCCCGCCCCCCAGUUCGAUUUGGAGAUCACUUGAAUCCGCUGCUCAUCCGAACAAAUUAAUAAAAUAGCAAAAUCAGGAUUGCCGAUGUGCUAAUUAUUCUGAAAGAAUCAUAUUUUAUUAAAUGGGGAAAGAAAUGAACGUAUUUACCCUUUAAUUGUGUCAUUGUAGUAAUGUAGCCUUAUAUCGAUGCGUCAUAAUUCAUUCAGUUUCUAUUGGCACCUUUUUGCAUUUUCAUGCCGCAUUAAUCGUUAAAUUUCAAAAUGAUCAGACGUAACGUUAAGCUUGUUAACUAUCAUUUGGUAACAUUUAACUCAUAAGUGAUGUAUUUUUGUCAAUUCUACGAUGGCUGUUUACAUACGUUUAUCUUUUAUACCUUAAAGUGUCUUUUUCAGUUAGAUAUAGAAUUUCUUUUACAUGAAAUAUAACAGAAAUAAUAACGUAUUAACUCAUUAUUAGUAACUGUGUUAAUGACUACUCGAUUAUGAAAUUUAAACGAUAAUGAGAAAAAGAAGUCGUAAGGCAGGACUACUAUGAAUGUACCUCAAGCCCUAUUGUUUCAAGCGGAGUGCGCUAUUGUUAUCGAAUACUGCCAACUUCGUGUAAAUAUCAUCAUGUAUCAUAGUUAUUAACGCGACGUUUUUGAGAAAUUGGAAAAAAAUGGCACCAUCCACCACCAAUUGUAUCAUCAUGUAUCAUAGUUAUUAACGCGACGUUUUUGAGAGAUCGAAAAAAAAUUGCACGUAGUCUAAUAAUAAGUUAACUAGGAGUAAUUGAAUGCCGUCAUUUCUUUCUGACUUAUGUUUCAACAUUGUUACUGCAAACGGCAAAGUUUCGCUCGGUUGCAAGCAACUUUUAAGUGAUGUUUGGAUCAAUGACAAUUCUAGACAACCGAGGACUGGAUGCUAAGCAAUUUCUUUUAUCCGACAAAGCUUAAAACCAUGAUCCGUGAAUGUAAAAAGAGAAUCUAUCAAAUGUCUUACUUGCAAACAACUUUAUCCCGCCACAACAUUCGUAUUUCUAUACAACAUAACGCUAUCUGAUCAUCAUAACUGUUUAAAUAAUACAAAAGUGACGGAUUCAAGACGCUCGAUUUUAUUGUCAGGUCAUUCCAAAAGUUCUGUCGUGUUCUGGCGACUGUUUUUCCCGUUUUACUGACUUUACUGAUUGACAUUACAUUGCUGCCUGACUUUCAAUGCUCUACUUGUGAUGUUUCUUCAAAGUACACCUAUAAAAUCGACAGAACUUUUGAAAUUACCUAUUAAUUGCACCAUCUGAAGGUAGUUGAGAUUAGAAUACUGUCCUACUGAUGUCUAAAAUGAAACUACUAAGUAUGCCUACAAACAUUAUGAGCUUAUAGGAUAUUCGGAGCCCGGCGAAUAUCUGUAAGUUGAUAUAAUUUCGUAAAUUUGAGCACAAGAAAUUAUAAAAUUUUAAUUUUGGAAUAAUAGCAAUUAGAGGUCAUGCAACAAAGUUACGAUAUCGAAGGUCCCUUUCAAUCUAAUGUACUGUUUGAGAUGUUUCUGUAGUAGUCCUCCCACAUCCUAUGAUAUUAAUAUCCGAACAUCUUUCGUUGUACUUUACCGCGAACUUGUAAAUUUAUUCCAGGUACGUCAAGUCGUUGUGUAUAGAAAAUAAAAAGGAAUCAUGAAUUUGUUUCACUCGUUACACGUGAUUGAAUUAAACGACUGUCGAUCGAUAUGACUUUACAGAAAUACUGUUAAGAGAGACUGUGGUUAAAAAAAAGAGAAUCUAUAAAAAUUCGUUUCGUAGCCCGUAGGUCCAAGAAAUAUUUAGGAAUAAAUUAUAGAGAAAAGUUCUUGAAAGCAGAAUAGUUUGCGUAAUUAGGAACCUUUAAAUUCUAAUUUAUACGUAAAGGUUCAUUGAUUUUCUCCAUCACACUUAAAUCAUACUGUUACUUAAAUUAUAUUAUUAAGAGUUUUUAAAUUCGCUGUCACAUUUCGCCUAGAUAUUCGAUUACUUUGAUAGACGAGCUAGUAAUUAAAUACGCACCAAGUCGCACGAAGCAAAAUCUUUUUUUUUACAUAAGAUCGAUCGUAAUCGCUCCAAUUGUGGCGUAGUGUUAUAAAAAUUUCCUACAACUUUCGAAUAGCCAAAAAACAUUAUUUGACAGUUUUAACGUAAUAAGAGUGUUAAUACAAUCAUUGAACAUCCAUUAACGCACUUAGCUAGUGCUAUGACAUUUGCAUACUUGACGCCUACAUUAUUGAGUCUUUUCUAUACACAUCAGCAUUAAAUGCGUGCAAUUUCCUUUCAGGCAUUUCUUCCUCAAGCUUUAUAUUUACUAAAUACUGCAUUUUCUCAAUCGUCAUUCGUAUUUAUCACCUUUCGGUAUCACAUUCUUUAUCUAAUUUGCUUGCGCUACUACCAAGGUAUAAUACUAUUGAAAUGUUAUUCAAAUGUGUCAGGCGAAAUGAUUCGUUAAUUAAAUUUCUAGCUUUCGAGUGAACGCUGGGGAAGAUCAAUCGAUUUAAUGAUAUGCAAUCGUAAAGAAGUACGUAAGAUAUAUAGCUUAUUUCUUGGAGCCCAGUUAAAUUUAUCUUCGUAUUUCACGUACCUAUUACCAUAGAGUUCAUGUAUAAUUAUGUUUCUGUACAAUUCAGAUUCGGUUAUGGCAAACCCUUAUGGCCAUGCUAAGUUCGACCUUUCGUUAAAGUUUAUUGAUAUAGUGCAGUAGUUAACAGAAUCCGUGUUAUUAAUGAGGUUUGUGAUGCGAUUUCGUAUAACUAAGACGAUAAUGAAUCGCAGUAGAUCAAAUAAUACUGUAUUGUUGGCAGUUUCCCACAAAGGUGUGGCAAUAUCAAUAAAU